AUGUCGCGCGGUCACCGCGGGAUUCGUCUCAGUCGUCCGACUGGUCGACCGGUGGCCGUUGCAAGCGUCGAAGAGGAGCGCGUCGCGGAGAGGCUGAGGGACAGGUCAUCCUCGAUGCCGUAUCAUGAUCUGAUGGGACGAGUCAUGUCACGUGUCGUCGGGACGCUGCUCGCGCGCUCGACGCUGCUGACGAGCGUCGCCGCGGCCCUCGUCGUGCUCUCGUGCUGCUGCAGGUGUACUCGCGCCAGCGAGUUCCCGGAAAGAGAGUGCUGCGACCUGAUAUUCCCGAUCCCGGAGCCGACCGGAAGGUCCUCGUCCGCGCCGACGCCAACGGGCAGAAGCGGAUCCGACAUCAAAGUACCAGUCGCAAUACUGAACUGUCUUUACGCGCGUCAAUUGUGCUCCGAGGAUGCAUCCUGCAGCGCCAUUCUGGAGAUUAUACCGAGGGUCUGCGGGCCAGAAUUGGUGGCUUGUUCGACGGUGACAGUGAGAAAGUGUCAAGCGGCCCUGCACACUCUGCAAGCUUUCCCUUUCUUCCGCCCAACGUGCCUCUGCAGGGAACCGCGUGUAGAUCCGGACUGUAACAGUUUUCAGAACUUCCUCUUCGACCACCCGUGCGUCUACGUUUUAAAGAAAGAUAAGGACCAGGACGCAAUCGACGCGCUGCCGACCUGCAAUCAUGCGCUGAGCGUCUGUUUACGCGACAAACCGUGCAACCAGAUUUUCGAGGACUUCAAAAGCAACUGCAAAGCGCGGGAGGGCAAGUGCAGGAUGGAGAGCCGGAACGCCUGUCACGAUUCCUGGACCCAGCUACGCCUGUCGCCGAUGUUCGGCUGCAUCUGUCCGAACAAUCACAUAAAGAAACGUUGCGACAGGAUCUUCUCGAUGGUGAAUCACAAUCCGUGCGUUAAGUUCCUGCCCUCCUCCACCUCCGUAGACCUGUCGGGCACGGACUCGGCCCUGUAUCCGUUCGACCCGCAGGAGGAGAGCUACCAGGAGAUCUGGUUACCGCCGACCAGUAUGUACCCCUAUUUUCUGUUCCCCGGGGCCGCGCGCACCUCGUACUACGACCACGAGAGCACGUACGACGUCCAGGAGCCGGGGCAGGGGCGUCAGCACGGCCAUCGUCAUCAGCACGGUCGUCAUCAAGAAGCACCGGAGUUGCCUGGCAGGCCCGGUGUCCUCGUGAUCGAGACGUACGAUCCUCGUGCCGAUUACGAGAACCGGCAGGAGGCUCGUGCUGGAACCGAUGACGAGCAUCGGCCUGUGUACAGCGAGAAAGAUGCGGAUGAUCGUGAAAUGGAGGGAUCUGAGAGCUUCUAUGAUCGCGGCUCUUCUUCUUCUUCUUCUUCUUCGUCUUCUUCUUCUUCUUCUUCUAUUUCUUCAUCUUCUUCUUCUCUUUCUUCUUCUUCUUCUUCUUCUUCUUCUUCUUCUUCUUCUUCUUCUUCUUCUUCUUCUUCUUCCACGUUGUCCAAGCAUGAUCGUGCCUCCAGCACAGUGCACCUGCAGCCAAGGCACUCCCAAAGCGAGCAUGACGCGCACCUGCACCAUCAUCACCAUCACCAGCACCACCAGCACCACCAGCACCACCCUGCACCACCCGCACCACCGUUCGCCGCGACGUCGUCGUCGUCGUCGUCGUUAUCAUCGUCGUCGUCGUCGUGGUCGAGUUACCCGCCGCCGGCUCGUCCAACGCCUACCGUGGACGAGACGAAACGAAUCGAGAGGCCUGGCCUGGUGCAGCCGAAGAAAUUCGCACCGAGGCCCACCUACGAGCACGGGGCGAUCUUCGAUCGCGUCGACGACGACCUCGAUGACGAGUUCAGGAUCGGGGCGCUGCCAGUCGACCGGCUCUUCGAUCUCCGCGAGACCUUCGAAGGGUUCGUCGACCAAGUGAAGGUCAUCUUGCAUCCGGACAACUCGACCAGCUACGAGGUGAUCGACUCGCAGGUCGAGAACCCCUUGAUCGACGCGGACCAUCACGAUCUAGUGGCCAUGCAGCAGAUCCCCGUCCCCAGCGGACACCAUUUCAAGACGCAACACAAGAGGAACCAGACGGACGAUCGCAAUC
Molecule: messenger RNA, 2071 nt
Organism: Eufriesea mexicana
Lineage: Eukaryota; Metazoa; Arthropoda; Insecta; Hymenoptera; Apidae
Exons: 7
Biological process (GO): nervous system development
Cellular component (GO): external side of plasma membrane; signaling receptor complex
Molecular function (GO): signaling receptor activity
Source: RefSeq, a predicted model, not a curated record